Vitis riparia (riverbank grape) is the source of this 3832-nucleotide messenger RNA. Its product is annotated as disease resistance RPP8-like protein 3. The coding region runs from base 168 to 3461 and encodes 1097 amino acids. The record is from RefSeq and is a predicted model, not a curated record. Gene Ontology annotation, molecular function: protein binding; ADP binding. Gene Ontology annotation, biological process: defense response to other organism. Lineage: Eukaryota; Viridiplantae; Streptophyta; Magnoliopsida; Vitales; Vitaceae. The transcript is spliced from 3 exons.
GAGUAUGAAUUGGGUUGGAAAUUAAAAAGGAGAAUGAGAAUUUAAAUGAUCAGGGAAAGACUUAGAUUUACUUGUCAGUUCCCAGAUUUCCUUGCCAUUGUGAGUUUGUUACUAAGGCCGCCUCCACUCAGUCCUUUGCUGUUCGCGGCCGGCUUCAUCUUGGCAGUAUGAAAUGGCUAUUGAGUUUCGUCGGGGGCAUGGUCUCCUACAGCUUCCUGAAAAUGCUGGCUGCAUACUCUACAAGGAAGCAAAGGGAGGAGGCGUGGAGGAUGAUGGCAGAGGGUAGACAUGAAGAAGCUAAGGAGAUGCGGCAUAGAAACACAACGAUGAAGAUGAACGACACACCAGACUGGGACACUAUAGAUCGAGACUGGGACGCUAUAGAUCGGGCGGAGGUAGAUGACUCACGAGAUUUGGUGAAGAUUGUCUUGUCGAGGGUCAUAGAGAAACUCUGUGUUGUGUGGAUUCAAGAACCAGCAGUUUUCGUUGGAGUUGAAGAAGAGGUCCAAUGGAUCCAAAGAGAGUUGAUGCACGCUCGGCUAAAAUAUAGUUAUGUCCCAGAGGAAUUAAUGGAUGUUGCCUAUGAUUUUGAAGAUGUGAUUGAUGACCUUAUACUCAGAUCAGUCGCAAAUCAAAAGAGAAUAGGAAACUGGGAGAGGUGGCUUUUGUUAAUAAGAAUUCACAAGAAGCUGGAAUUGAUCAAGUCUAAGAUCCCUGCUCUUCCUCAUCUCCCAUAUUGUAUGGAAGCACAAAGUGCCUGCUCCUUUAACUACAGUAUUGAAGAAAUAGUCUGGUCAGACAUCUUCUUGAUACAUGGUCAGAGUGUGGCAAACACGGUUUUUUCCCCAGUGGAAGAGAAGGUAUCAUCUCUGCUAGCUCAGGAGGCAAUUCAUCCUUAUACCAAGAAGAAGGCCAUGCGGGUACUAGACAAACUCAGGUCUCUGAAUGGUUUUCUCAAAGGCUUAGAAUCAGUAGAAUUAGAUGAUGGUGGAAUGGUUUGGAUGGAGGAGCUGUCCCAUGUUUGCCUGUCUGCUGUGGUAGCCAUUGAGGACUUCAUCAACAGAACACAACAGCUCACGAAAAGAAGUUGGAUGGGACCUUCCAAGGGAUUUCUUUCGGCUUUUGGCAAAUUCAAAUCUCAGGAUAAGCUUGCUGUGGAGAUGGACAAAAUAUAUGCCAAGAUCCAAAACCUCUCUAUCCACCGGCCAACAGCAGUCAACCCACAAGGUCAAAGUAGGAACCUAAAGUAUACCUUGGGUUCCGCCGAGCGAAUCCCACGGCAGCCAACAACGCAAGAACCUGAUCUCGCCAGCUUUGGUGAUGAUGUGCAUGCAAUGAUAGCACGGUUGCUUACAGCUGAUCAGAAUUUAAGAGUGAUUCCAAUUAUAGGUAUGCAAGGCAUUGGAAAGACAACCCUAGCAAAUUUGAUCUUUAACCAUAAAGCUGUUGUGGAUCAUUUCCCCUUUGCUGCUUGGAGGUCAGAUGGCUAUCGAUUUCAGCUACGUAACAAGGGAGAAUUGUUGCAGUCCGGUCGAAGUCAAUGCAGAGUGUGGAGUAAUCAAUACGAGAUGCAACGGUUGAUACCUUUCUUGAUUAAUGACAGGUCUCUGAUAGUUGUCGAUAAUUGGAAUUUCUUGGUCGACGACCUAGAAAUGCUUCCAGAUGCAUUAAAUGGCAGUAGAAUUAUUUUGACCACUUGCGAAACAAAGCUACCUCCAAAUCUCAAAAUGAAGAGUGAUCCUCACCCACUGCGGUUACGGACAAAUGAGGAGAGUUGGGCAUUGUUUACCCAUGCUUUGAAAUUUAGCAUACCCCCAGAAUUGCUAAAGCUGAAAGACGAAAUUGCAAAAAGAUGUGGGGGACUGCCACUGCUGAUUGUAAAAUUGGCGGAAGCACUCUCACAUAAGGAUGCAACCAUUGAGGAGUGGUCCACUGCACUUCAACAAUUUCAUCAUGACCAACAGCAACUUUGGCCCAAUACCCUCUACAAGAUCCAUAAGGAUUUGUCCUUGUACAUGAGGAGAUGUCUAUUUUAUUUCACUCUAUUUCCUCAAGAUUUUGAUAUUCCGGCAAGAAGAUUGAUAACAUUGUGGGUUGCAGAGGAUUUGGUACAGCCAGAGGGCGAGAAUGAAACUCCAGAAGAUGUUGCAGAAAGGUGUUUGAAUUUGUUGAUAGCCCAGGGAAUGGUCCAAGUGACAAAGAAGAAGCUUAAUGGGAAUGUUAAAAUGGUGCAAUUGCCCGAUGCCCUAAGACAAUAUUGGUCAUCCAAAGCUCAACAAGCCACAUUUCUUGGAGUUCAUACCAACACAAGAUCUGAGUUGUCCCUAGGCACCCGCAGGAUCCGUCGUCUUGUUGAUCAUCUUGACAAAGAAGACAUAAGCUUUGAUCAUAUCCAUGGUGAUUACAAUACCACUUCUACUUCUUUGACACCUUACUAUGAAGAUGUUCUUUCUUUUCUGUCCUUUGAUACUCGAAAAGAAAGCAAACCAGGAGAAGAAGUGGGAAACUUUCUUCGUCAAAGCAUAUCCAGCGGUGGCUUCCUAGUACUGCUCUUGCUUGAUCUUGAAAAUGUAUUCAGACCUAAGUUACCUGAGGCAAUUGGAAAACUAACUCGACUAAGGUACCUUGGCUUAAGAUCUACAUUCCUCAAGGUACUUCCAUCAUCUAUAAGCAAGUUGCAGAAUGUUCAAACACUGGACAUGAAGCAUACUAGCAUCAACACUCUGCCUGAUUCAAUCUGGAAGCUACAACAAUUGCAGCACUUAUACUUGAGUGAGAGCUAUCGAAGUAAACUUAUGCUUCGACAUGGUACUAAUUUUCCUACAUUCCUCCAGACAUUAUGUGGGCUAUUUGUAGAUGAGGAGACUCUGGUAAGAGAUGGCCUAGACAGGUUACUCAGUAUUAGGAAAUUGGGAUUAACAAUGUCAUCUAAACAAGAGGCAAUGUCAUUGCAACUGCAGGCAGUAGUUGACUGGGUACUAAAACUGAACCAACUCCGGUCUUUAAGGCUCAAAUCUAUUGAUCAAAACAAUCAGCCAUGGGAUCUAGAAUUGAAGCCUUUAGUAAGCCUUGUGAAUCUUUCUUACAUUUACUUGCUCGGACGGUUAAGGAAUCCAUCUAUUAUGUCCCAAUUCCCAUACAGCCUCAUCGACCUCACCUUAUCAGGGUCAGGACUUGUAGAAGAUCCAAUGCAGUCACUAGAUAAGCUUCCCAACCUUAGAAGUCUUAAAUUGCUUGCCAAAUCGUAUUUAGGAAAGAACAUGCUUUGCUCUUUAGGAGGCUUUCCUCAGCUUCGAGUUCUUAACCUAUGGAAGUUAGAGCAACUGGAGGAAUGGAAUGUAGAGAAAGGAGCACUACAAGCUCUCCGACAUUUGGAGAUUAGGUUCUGCAGAAGUCUGAAAAUUCUUCCUGCAGAAUUGCUACAUAGAACUCUCUUAAAAAUUGAAGUUAUACCUGCCUAGUUGUGAUAAGCUAUGUGAGAAGGUUCUGGUCUACUUCUUCGUGUUGGGCUUUGAUUUCCAUUUCAAUGUUUUUGCUAUUGGAGCAGAUUCAAAUUCUCAUGAGGGCAGUUCUCAGUUGCAACAAUUUAUAGGGCUCAUUUGGAAUUGGGUUUCCAUCCCUUCUGCCCAUUAUUCUGUUCUACCCGUUGAUGCUAAGUUCUUGUCUUGCAAACCUUAAAUGCAUACUGUAGUGUACCUUUCAGUAGAAUCCAGGCAUCAUGAGCACAAUGGUGUUGUGGGUGUGACUGCUCAAGAAUUUUCCUUUGUGAAUUGUAUUUGGAUUGAAUGAAGUACUAUUCUCUUCUUGUCCAGAUGGAUGGAGAGUACACAUA